GGAAAAAACGACGAAACGAGCCACCAAAGGGGAAAAGUGCAAAAAGAAAGGAAUUUCCGAAUCCAAGCUGUCACCGCUGCGGAUAAAUUGUACCAAAUUCGGCCGAAAAGCGUCGCAAUAGCCCUGCAGAACGCCAUCCGACCGUGGUCCGGAGCGAAGCGCACCCGCUGGACGUGAGUUUCGGUCCGCUCGAGCACGGGAAGGCGGGAAAUUUUGCAAUUAAGUGAAGCGCUGCUGCCUGCUGCCUGUUGUGGAAGAAGAGUUUGGUUGGUGCUGCUGCCGCUGCCGCCGCCGCCGCCGAACCCGAGAGCUGCUUGUGUUUUGAAUGACCAGUUGCAUCGGCGGAGGGUACGAUGGACCCCUAGGUGGAAUGCAUUGCGAUUAUAUUCCGUCGUCGCAGCAGCAGCCGCUACCGCAACAAACAGGAGGAAGAAGAGGUAUGCCGAAAAAGUCGGAACCGGGGGAAAUUACUGGACCGGGUAGUCGUAGUAAGAAGAUGAACAAAUUGGAAACGGCUGGCGGACCAGUACAGCAACAAUCAUCGACGGGAGGACCGGGCGGGGAUAACGAUUUGAUGAGCAGUUUCGGGCUCGGAAAGGAGGACAGUUCGCCGAUUAUGAAAGGAGGUGGCCCGGGAAACGGACCGAAAUCAUCAGACUCGUGCAGUAUCAAUAGUAGUGUGGCAAAUAGUGGAGCAGGAAUUGACACCAUGUCGAAAAUGGGCCCGGGCGGUGGUCCGGAUGGACAUCCGGCGGAGGUAGGAAAAAUGAACCAGGGGAUUCCGGGAAUGAUGUCGAGCAAACCAUCGAAUAAGCAAGAAUACACGCAGAAUCAGAGCCAGGUUUUCGUGUUCAGCACGGGCCUGGCGAAUAAAGGGGCGGAAGCGGUGAUGAGCGGCCACUUCAACUCGAUUAUUGCAUAUCAUUGUGCCCAUAUGCAGAAACAGAGUCGGCAGGGACCAUGCGGUCCGGAUGAUGGCGUCGGAGGGGCAAUGUCCCCCUGGAUGGAUCACGGCCACGGUUCGCCGGAUCAUCACAUGCGAAUGAAUCCAGGCCCGGGUGGACCUGGAGGGCCACCGGAUGGAGUGAAAAAAUCGGCUACCAUUCAUCACACUCCGAAUUCCUGUCUGGAGAAUGACAACCAGGUGCCAAUGUUCGGAAACGAGCACCACAUGGGACGAAUGGGUCCCGGCGGUGUAGACGGAGGCCCCAUGGGCGGGAAAAAGUCGGCCACAAUCCAUCAUACACCAAAUCCGUGCAUGGACCAGGAUGGAUCGCUUCCAAUGUAUCCUAAUGAUGGCCACCACAUGCGGAUGCCAGGACCAGACGGAAUGUCCAAACCGUCGACGAUCCAUCAUACUCCGAACUCUUGCCUGGACGGACCGGAUCCAACCGGUGAUCACUCUGGCAGUGGACCCGGUAUGGGUCACCCUGGUCCACCAAUCAAAAUGGAAAAUCCAUCACCGGGCGGACCAGGACCUGGUCCCGGAAGUGGAGGACAUUCAAGCUCGACCAUCAUCGAUCAGAUGAAUUCCCUGGUGGCUUCGCUUCCACUUAUGAAGGGAGGAAAUGUCCUCUCACAGUCCCGAGCUCAUCCUCAACAAUCGUUGCAGGGUGUAAAAGUCCCGGAUGAAAACCUCACGCCUCAGCAGCGACAACACCGGGAACAGCAGCUGGCCACAAUCCGACAGAUGCAGAAAAUGUUCUUCCCCGAGCAGCGUGGCAUGAUGGAUCCGCAUGGGAUGGGCAUGAGGCCUCAGUUCCGAGGUGGAAUGCCCUGCCCAGAUUUCGGAGGACCCCCGAAUCGACCGCUCAAUCCGGCCUUCAUGAAUACUCCUCUGGGGGCUAACGGUCCCAUGGGUGGUGGUCCGGAUGGUCCCGGUCCCGGAAUGAUCAACGAACAGAUUCCGCCGAUGCAAUACAACAAACCGGGCAUGAUGAAUCCCGGAAUGUACAUGGGCGGACCGGGCGGUGGACCAAUGGGUCCGAUGGGUGGUCCCAUGGGUCCAGGUGGUGGCGGUCCAAUGGGCCCUGGUGGUCCUAUGGGUCCCAUGGGGCCCGGAGGACCAAUGAAUCGAAUGUACAAACAAGACCCGGAUCCCAUCUUUCCUCCGAUGAGUGAAAUGGGCGGAGGAUACAAUAACAUGAACAAUCACGGAGGCCCUGGUGGCCCAGGACCGGGUAUGUUCAAUCCCGGAAUGCAACGAAUGGGUGUCCCCGGAGGACCCGGACCUGGAGGUCCCGGCGGUCCAAACAUGAUGCCCAAAAUGCCCGACCAAGGACCUCUGCCACAUUCACCCCUGGUGGAUGACGUGGAUCCCCUGAAAGCUGGAGGACCACACCAGAUGAUGCUUCCCAAUGCCCCUCAACAACAACAGCAACCAGGAACCCCCGGAACGAAUGGCCCCGGUGGCAGCAACGGAACUCCCAAUUCGGGGCCAGGUGCCCAGAAUCCAACCAACAACGGAAAAUCGAAGGAACAGUCCGUCUCGCCGGAACACCACCAACAGCAGCAGCAACAGCAGGGAGGUCCCGGUAGCCAGCAGGGACCAUUGACACCUCAAACGCCCCAGGGAGGACACCCGACGCCGGGUGGAGCUGGUGGACCCCUCACGCCCCAGACGUCGAUGGCCAGCACCUAAGAGCCCGCAGGCUCGGACCCAGCCAACGUUUGGUAAGUAAGUUGCAAAUGAAUCAUUUUCUUCUGAAAAUCUGCCUUAUGACAUUACAACAAACAAACAAAAAAGAAACCAACUUGGGUUCGGGUCGGGUCGGGUUCGGGUUGAAACGAACCCCGGAACAAACGUUACAUGAGGGGGGGAAAGAAAUCGAGAAUACGAGAGGGGAGAAAGAGAGCAUAAAGCAAGCAAAAGUUAGUUAAGUGCAAAUGUGGUUAGGUAAAAACUGAAAAAGAAUAACGAAACGGCAUCAAACGUGUACGUGUUUAAGCUUCUACUUAUUUUGUAAUACCCUAUCAUUGGUCAAAAUUAUCAUUUUUUUUUCUCGAUUCCAUCUGUUUUAGUUUAGAAGACUCAAAAUUUGGAUAAAUCAAUCAAUUUGUUUUCCAAUUUCAUAAUCAACAGAAUGCAGUAGGCAACAUGUUGAACAAAUAAGCAAUUUUACAGCAUGCUUUGCGUUUUCCCUCCACUCCACACUUUAGUUUCGUUCACCAAACUCGGUUGGGCAAAUUGCUGAUACCUAUUCCAUAGAUGCUAAAGAAUUAUCGAGAUGUUCCAUCCCGAACGUUGCGGUAGGUACUCAUUUUACCGAAACGGCAUCGCUGGAAACUCUACCGGAUGUCAGCUUCGUUGAAUACUAAUCGGCGAUCCGCCCGCCGAGAACGAUUUCAGAAUUGAACAGAAGAGAGUUAAUUUUAUAUUUGAAACAAAAAAAAAAAACAGUCGAAUUGUCAAAUCCCAAGUGCAGCGUUUUCGAUUGAUUACAUAAAUAAGACUAACACAGAAAAGUGAAAGUAAUAAUUAACAGUUAAAUGAAUAAAAAAAAGUGUAAUAAUUUUAAAGAA
This is a messenger RNA of Aedes albopictus (Asian tiger mosquito), 3522 nucleotides long. RefSeq names its product protein pygopus. NCBI's taxonomy places the organism in Eukaryota, Metazoa, Arthropoda, Insecta, Diptera, Culicidae. The record is from RefSeq and is a predicted model, not a curated record. The transcript is spliced from 2 exons. The coding region runs from base 326 to 2641 and encodes 771 amino acids.